This is a messenger RNA of Macrobrachium nipponense, 2392 nucleotides long. RefSeq names its product homeobox protein six1b-like. The transcript is spliced from 3 exons. Gene Ontology annotation, biological process: regulation of transcription by RNA polymerase II. Gene Ontology annotation, molecular function: DNA-binding transcription factor activity, RNA polymerase II-specific; RNA polymerase II cis-regulatory region sequence-specific DNA binding. Bases 210 to 1280 code for a protein of 356 amino acids. Gene Ontology annotation, cellular component: nucleus; transcription regulator complex. The record is from RefSeq and is a predicted model, not a curated record. NCBI's taxonomy places the organism in Eukaryota, Metazoa, Arthropoda, Malacostraca, Decapoda, Palaemonidae.
UAGUUUGGGUGUUCCUUUAGUGUGGGUUGGACGUACGCCAUCGUGUGCCGUGCGCCUGACUUAGUUGUGUUAGUGACCACGACACGAGAGAGAGAGAGAGAUACAGACGGAGGGAGAGGAAGAGAGCAGUCUUUUUUUUCAACUUGAUUCUUCUGCUGGGGUGGGUGCAGUGGGUGUUGAUCAACAUUAGUACCGUGGCGGAUUAUAUUAUGAUAGUGGGGUCUAUGAGUGAGGCGGGCGGACACCCAGGGGCCCCACACCUGGCGCCACCAACACUCCCGCCCCAGUCCUCGCUCUCCCCGCCCUCAGGGAUGCUCCCUUCCUUCGGUUUUACUCAAGAGCAGGUCGCCUGCGUGUGCGAAGUCCUGCAGCAGAGCGGGAACAUCGAAAGGCUUGGCCGGUUUCUGUGGUCACUUCCAGCAUGUGAACACCUCCACAAGAACGAGUCCGUCCUCAAAGCAAAGGCCCUGGUCGCCUUCCACAGGGGCAACUUCAAGGACCUCUACAGGAUCCUGGAGUCCCACAAUUUCUCGCCGCAAAAUCACAGCAAACUGCAACAAUUAUGGUUGAAGGCUCAUUACAUUGAGGCGGAGAAGUUGCGAGGGCGGCCCCUAGGUGCCGUGGGCAAGUACCGGGUGAGGCGUAAAUUCCCGUUGCCCAGGACGAUAUGGGACGGCGAGGAGACCUCCUAUUGUUUUAAGGAAAAGUCAAGAAACGUUCUACGGGAGUGGUACGCCCACAAUCCCUACCCUUCGCCCAGGGAAAAGAGAGAACUCGCCGAAGCCACGGGCCUUACCACCACCCAAGUUUCCAACUGGUUUAAGAAUCGCCGACAGCGGGAUAGAGCCGCCGAGCAGAAAGAUGGAGACGGCAAGACGCCCACGGGCGGCGCCCCCGCAGGCGGUUCGACGCACCUGGACAGUGGCUCCGAAUCUCUAGACGAAGUGAAACCUUCCCUCUCGUCCCUCGACUCGCCGCUUCCCAACGUCAACAGUCACUUAGUGCAGGACUCCGUCGGCCACACAGACCUCUACAGCGAGUUGAGUAAAGUGGGUGCCGGAGCGAACGGAAUGUCGUCGGUGGCUCCGGUUCCAGCCUCAGUCAGCUCGGCCUCGGCCAUUGCAGCCGCCUACCAGACGCAGCUGAGUCUAGCGGCAGCGGCGGCCGUCGCGGCAAGACACACAGCGACAACUGUCCCCAACGACCACCACACGGGCGCCGCAGCGCACAUGGCACCCCACACACACCACGAUAUCCUUCACGAUUACCACACUUUGUGACACAGCGGCUUAUAGAGGUACCACCCCUACCCUGGGGGUGACUCUAGCUACAACGCCGCCGCCGCCGCCGCCACUACCACACGCGCAGGGGGUUUCGAGGAGUCUGUCUUUGGAGGAGGAACAACAAGAAAUGGUGGAGGAUUGGUAGGAGGAGAUGGAGGAGGAGGAGGAGGAGGAGAAGGAGUAUCAAGUGACCACAGAUACACUUACUGAAAUCUCGUUUUAUAUAUUCGUACAUUAGUCUUGAAAAGCCAGGGAUCUCCUGAGACUCCAGGAGUCUGUUCUACAUCCGCAAACCCCACCUCCUUCCAGAGCCCUUAUUCCAGAUGCUUGACAAACCUGAGAAGAAGAAGAAGAAAAAAAAACCCAUCCUCCACUACCCCUUGUCUCACGGGGAUUUCGAAACCCAGUGAUAUGAAGUGGACGACGGCCCCGUGAAGAUGACCAUGAAGAUGCUAGACGUCUUUCCAGAAGCACGUCUGGAAGCGCACCUGGAAGCGCCCUUAUGAUCAGGUUCUAUUGCAGGGCGCCCAUGUGAAACAUGAUGUUGACGAUGACGUCGUCUCAAAGCACAGAGGCUGUGGCGCAUCCAGCCCCCUCAAAGGGUACCAGAAGCCCUUCGGCGGAUAACUUUUGGGGAGAGAAAUGAAUGUCCCGCCGAAGCUGGAGCAUUGUUUUUUUAUUCUAAUUUUUAAUUGUGGUGGUUGUUGUACUAGCCCUGAGUGGCUAGCGUCUACAAACCGCUAUCUUGUGAUAAAAAAAAGAUUUUAAGAGUUUCUCAAUGUUAGGCCAAUCGAUUUCUGUUUUGUAAUUUGUUUCUUGAUGGUGUAGGUUAUUUAUUUAUACAAAGGUUUGUGAAAAGAAAAUAAAUAUUGUAUAUUAGGAAACACCCCGACAAGAGACUUUCUAACAUAUUCGGUGUGUGACAAAGUUACUGGGACGUUAUUCAUAAGUCUUUUAAAAACAAUAAACACAAAUAGUACAGCCCCCAUACUAUCAUCUAUGCCCGUCACAAUGAAAGCUCUUUACGCUCCAAGUAGAAAGCUCUCUCUCUCUCUCUCUCUCUCUCUCUCUCUCUCUCUCUCUCUCUCUCUGUCCGUGAGAAUUUCUUA